UUCAGUUCGCAAUUGAGCACGAUGUUCUUCUUCGGCCUGGGGAACCUGUUCUACGUCUCCCUUCUUCUCGUCAACGCGAUCGCCGUCCUCUCCGAAGACCGAUUCCUCGCUAGAAUCGGAUGGUCUGCGCAGAGUAUCAAUGAACCAGUUGGUUUCGGUGAUCCGAGUGGACAGAGUGUGAAAGCACGACUGGUGAACUUGAUCUCUGCGGUACGGACGUUGAUGAGAAUUCCGUUAAUUGUGGUAAAUACGAUUGUUAUUGUGUAUGAGUUGGUGUUGGGGUGAACGGAGAUGAGAGUUGGAAGAUGGAAGACGGAAGAGAGACACGAUACCCUUCAGCCUGUGCAGUAUGUUAUCACAGGGACAGCAUUGCUGGCGUUGAGGCAUUGCUUCAAGGAUUGGAGGAAACAGAAAUAUGGAGCGAAUAUGAUUUCGUCGCUCAUCGGCGGUUUCCGUGCAAAGUCAUGAUAUGUUGUCCUCGGCU
Messenger RNA from Saitoella complicata NRRL Y-17804, 484 nucleotides. Its product is annotated as Yos1-like protein. The record is from RefSeq and is a predicted model, not a curated record. The coding region runs from base 22 to 285 and encodes 87 amino acids. Gene Ontology annotation, biological process: endoplasmic reticulum to Golgi vesicle-mediated transport. NCBI's taxonomy places the organism in Eukaryota, Fungi, Ascomycota, Saitoellomycetes, Saitoellales, Saitoellaceae. The transcript has 3 exons. Gene Ontology annotation, cellular component: endoplasmic reticulum membrane; Golgi membrane; COPII-coated ER to Golgi transport vesicle.